AUGGAACAGCCGAUUGAGUAUGAAUGGCUUCCAACUAAAUGCUCUAAUUGUAAGAAGCUGGGGCACUCUUCAAGCUCUUGUAAGUUUGAAGCUGGAACUGUCUGGAGGAAGAAAGAAUCCCAGAGCUUACCAGAAUCUGAUCAACAGAAGGUUGAGGAAGAUGUUAAUUCAAAGCAUAGAAGUUAUGUAAUGAAUCAAAAGACUCCUCAAGCAGUUGCUCAAGAUGGUGCUGGGUCGAGUGAUAAUGGUUGGGCUAAUUUGAAAAGGACUAGGAAUGUGAAAUUUGUGGUUCAGAUUGCUUGUGAUCAAAUUAGAAACUCUUAUAGUGCUUUGCAAGAGACUCAGAAGACUCUACCUGAACAAGUAGGUAUUGGGGCUUUAAUUGAAACUAAAGCCAAGGGGGACAAAAUUAAGGAUGUUAUGAGAUCUUCAUUUACUGAUUGGAUGUAUUAUAGUAGUGAGUGCCUAGAUGGCAGAAUUUUAUUGAUUUGGAAAUCUCACCUGGCUCAAGUUGGUAUUAUUCAGGAGACUUCGCAAAUGUUGCAUUGUCGAGUUCGAAUUUAUAGUAGGAAUCAAGACUUUUGUCUCACUGUCAUUUAUGGUUCCAAUAGUUUAGAAUCUAGGAGAGUUUUUUGGACUGAUCUGGUUCAUGUGCAAUUACCUAUACAACCGUGGUUAGUCUUGGGGGAUUUUAAUGCAGUGUUUGAUAUCAAUGAUCGAAUGGGUGGGAGGCCUAUAUCCGGGAAGGAAAUGGAGGAUGCUCAAAACUGGUUGGCUCUCGGGUUGGUUGAAGAAAUGAAGGUUAUGGUGCCUUACUUUUCUUGGUCUAAUAACCAAGAUGGAGGGAAUCGCAUUUAUUCUAAAUUGGACAGGAUAUUAUGUAAUGAGGCUUGGGUGGAUUUGUUUCCGUUAGCUUCAGAUUUUUCACAUUGGGAGGUGGUAUCUGAUCAUAGUACACUGCUUAUCAAGCAAGUUGAAGUCCAAAAUCUAGGGAUUCAGCCAUUUCACUAUUUUAACAUGUGGUCUUCUCAUCCUCAAUUCAGAGAAAUUGUGUUAGGUAACUGGACCAAGCCUAUCUGUUCUGGGGGUGGUUGUUUCGCGAAGCUGGCUGAGAAACUAAUUAGGCUCAAACAUGUGCUAAAGAGAUUCAACUGGAGGAUUAUGGGGGAUGUUGGGUGUCAUUUUGAAAAAAAAGUAAAAUUCUAUUCCAGCAGGGCCAUAAUGCUUUGUUUGUUGAUCCUAGAAAUACCGCUUUGGUCUCGGCAGAAAGAGAAGCUUAUUUGGAUUAUAGAAGGCAAGAGAAAUUUUUUUGAGAGUUUUCUUCGUCAAAAUAGUAAAAUCACUUGGCUUCACCUUGGGGAUGAUAAUACAGCUUAUUUUCAUGCUAGUUUGAAGAAAAGGAAGAUGACCAAUCACAUAGUUUCUUAUAUUUCAGAUGAUGGUUCUGUUGUUGAUGGUUAUGAGAAGGUAACUCACCAUUUCCUUCAUCAUUUUCAGAGCUUCCUGGGCUGUGCGGGUAGAGCUAAUGGUCAUAUUGAUAUGCAAAGUAUCACUUGUGGUCCGAUUUUAGAUCUUGAUUCCCAACUGGAUCUAAUUAAACCUUUCACCUUUCAUGAUGUUAAAGUGGCCCUCUUUAGCAUUCAUCCAGUCAAAAGUCCUGGUCCUGAUGGGUAUGGGGCUGGUUUUUUCAAAGAUAUGUGA
Messenger RNA from Humulus lupulus (European hop), 1701 nucleotides. RefSeq lists its product as uncharacterized. NCBI's taxonomy places the organism in Eukaryota, Viridiplantae, Streptophyta, Magnoliopsida, Rosales, Cannabaceae. Bases 1 to 1701 code for a protein of 566 amino acids. The record is from RefSeq and is a predicted model, not a curated record. The transcript has 2 exons.